AGUCUGAUGUUCCUGUGGAUUAAAUUAGACCCAUUUCCCUAAAGGCAGAGCACACUCAUCCAAAGCACAGUAUAAAUGUAUCAAGAAAUGGCAUUGUUGUCUGGGAGGACAGAACUUGAGGUCCCUCAUUUGACUUGCAAGAAAUUUAAGAAUCUACAUGAAGUCCGUGCAAAGAAGGGUGUCUUCUACAAAAAGGCUAGACUUCUUCAUCCCAGGGAGGAUCUGUACUGUAUUGCUCACCGGGAAGACAGGACAACAUACGUAAUUAUCAAUGUAGGGGGAAUCAAAUAUAAGAUUCCCUGGAAAACUCUGGACAACUUUCCUCUCACGCGGUUAGGGAAGCUAAGAUCUUGCAACAAUUAUGAUGAAAUUAUGACUAUUUGUGACGAUUAUGAUGUAAACUGUAAUGAGUUUUUCUUUGACCGUAAUCCAUGUGCCUUCAGAACAAUCAUGACUUUCCUGGCAGCUGGAAAAUUGAGGUUACUCAGGGAGAUGUGUGCGCUGUCCUUUCAGGAGGAGCUGCUAUACUGGGGUAUCGAGCAGGACAACCUGGAGUGGUGCUGCCUACGGAAGCUUCAGCAAAGGCUGGAGGAAAUGGAGGAAGAGAACAGAGAUGAACAAGACAGCAGUACAACUAAGGAUGAAUCACAGAGUGCCUUACAGGAUGACAGUCGUCUUGGUCAGUGCAUGACAAAUCUCAGGGACAUGGUAGAAAACCCUCACUCUGGGAUCCCUGGGAAGAUUUUUGCCUUUCUCUCGGUCUCCUUUGUGGCCAUAACUGCUGUUAGCCUUUGUAUCAGCACUAUGCCUGACUUAAGAGAAGAGGAAGACAGAGGUGAGUGUUCUCAGAAGUGCCACAAUAUAUUUGUGUUAGAAACGAUUUGUGUGGCAUGGUUCUCACUGGAGUUUCUUUUGCGCUUCAUUCAAUCUCAGAGUAAGUGCAUGUUCCUGAGAACUCCUCUGAAUAUCAUUGACAUGAUGGCCAUUUUGCCUUACUAUAUCACCUUGAUUGUGGAUUCAUUCUCAGUAGAGAAACAUGGUGGAGGUGGCAACAACUACCUGGAAAAGGUGGGUCUUGUUUUACGAGUUCUUCGUGCUCUCAGAAUUUUGUAUGUCAUGAGGCUGGCUCGCCACUCUCUAGGACUGCAGACAUUGGGCAUCACUGUUCGAAGAUGUACUAGAGAGUUUGGCCUCCUCCUUCUCUUUCUUUGUGUAGCCAUGGCACUUUUUUCACCACUUGUCUAUCUGGCUGAAAGUGAGCUGGGCGCAGAGCAGGAAUUUACCAGCAUUCCUGACUGUUAUUGGUGGGCAGUGAUCUCCAUGACAACUGUGGGCUAUGGAGACAUGGUUCCACGUAGUAUUCCUGGACAGGUGGUUGCUCUGAGUAGCAUUCUCAGUGGCAUUCUGCUCAUGGCAUUCCCAGUUACUUCAAUAUUUCAUACAUUUUCUCGAUCAUAUGUGGAACUAAAGGAGGAACAGCAGAGAGCAGCAAGGCAGAAAAGACAGCUGAAAGACAAAUCAUCAAACAGUGAUUCCUCCCAGGACACAGACAGCUCAUUUCCUGUAGUCAUUGAUAAAGGAGUGGGCUGACAAGAGGCUGAAGAUUACCAAUUUACUGUAAAAGUCUCCUUUACAAACUGAUCUGUAGUUCAAUAUCUAAUGAUGGGCAGGUAAUUGCCAUUAUCUCUCUGGUAAGCCAACCAAAACCAGCCAUAUGAAUAAAAAUAGCCAGUUAUUACUCUCUUGCUGGCAAAUGACUUAUAGAACACCUACUAGUAAUUAAUCGUUUUUUUGAGGCAUAACAUCAUGCUUUAUAAACUGUGUAGUACCAAAAUUUGCAGAUGUCAAUUGUAUAUUAUUUUUAAGAAUAUCUGAUUAACAUAAUAAAUGAACACACAUUACAUGCAGGUAAAUGAAAUCACUGGAUGAUUCUAGAAUAAUUAUUAUUUUUAAUGGCACUAGAAAGCAAGUUUUGCAGUGUCUGUCUGCUAUAUCAGGCACCAUGAGUUUAGAAAACUUAGUUAUAGCCAUCAUUUUAAGAAUGUAUUAAACAGGUUAAGUGUUAAAUGGAUAUGCUGGCUUCUCUUUGAAGGAAGCUUUUUUUAUCUUCUAGACCACUUAAGUAAGCCAGUCAUUGUACUCCAGUCUUACAACUCUCAUUUGUUCCUUCAGAAGCUGCAACUGCCGCUGCACACUGGAAAAAGUACUACCCCAUAGGCCAUACACCAUUCUGCACUCUAGUAAUAAGCAACCCUGUUUUUCUCAAUGCUUUGAGACAAAGGGAUUCAUAAGUAACAGAUACAGUGGCACAACAAUUAAAGCAUGUGUGCAUGCGCGUGCGUGUGUGUGUCUGUGUGCUAGAGUAUGUGCAUAAUUUGCAUGUGUGAGAGUGUGUGUGUGUGCAUGUCUGUGUGUGUGUGUCUAUGUGUGUGUGUGGGGGUGGGGUCACUCACUGUGGUUUGUUCAGUAUGUAUCUCAGUGAGAUAUUCUAUCUAUCCUAAAAAGCUGUGUGUAAAGAAUUCAGCUAUUCUGUUAAUUAAUGAAAUCUUUUCAAAAGGCAACUUGUACUAAACAGGUACCCAUCAAGGAACUAUGUCAGCUGAGCUGAGGAUUCCUGAAAUCCUGCUUGCACUAUAGAAUUUACAAUCCAUAUGGGGGCCUUGAUUUCUAAGACAAUGUGAGCAUUAUUUAAACACCUGUUAACCUAAUGACUAAGCCAGCUAUUUAGUACAGUUGCCUUGUAGGUAAACAGGUUUAAGGACAUAAUGCUUCUUAAACAAAUGUAAAUUGUUUUUUAAGUAUAUUAAGAAUAAAUGACAAAACAGGUUGUCAUUUUAAUGCAUAUCCUUUAGCAAACAUUUUACAUCAGGAUUAGACAUCAAAAGCUCAUUUUUUUCAAACUCCCUCCAGGUAAUAAAUGAAUGAUUAAAAGGCUCAGGUCACAUGUAGUAUCACAGAGAGACUGAUCAGUUUUGGAGUCAAGCUGUUUCUGAAGUGCUUAAUGGAAAGCAACUUGUUUUUCAGCUUCUUUCUACAUUUGCAGUUUCUGGCUUGGUUAUAAGUAGCGCCGUUCAAAUAUUAGGGUAUCAAAAAAACAGCACAGUUCAAAAUUAAAUACCAAUUAAAAAGUAAAUAUAUAUUUUUAAGAAGUCUUUCUUGCUGCCUUUUUAUGCUGUUAAGAGUUGUUGCUGAAGACGCAGCCAGUAAUGUUUCUCAUUUAGCUGAAUAUACAAAUGCUGCAGAAAUAGCAUUCUUUUUUUUAAGGAAAGACAUCACUUCUAAAAAGCAGUUAUUGAAAAAAAUGCAAGAGGAAGUAGUUUAGUGUGAAAGUACAUACUUAGUAGGGUAGCUAUUCAUGUUCAUUUUGCACACACCAGUCAUUCUCUAAUGUAAUCUGGAUCCACGUUUUGCCACAAGUUGAUAGUUCUCAGUGACAUAUUCUAUUUAGUGGCAGCAAGCUGGUGCAUGUCUUCAAACAGAUAAUGUGGAAUAUUAACCAGUAUAAUCAAUACGAAUUAAUAAAAACAUAAUGGUACCAUCAUUACAUUAAGGCUAAAAAUGUGAUAAGGCAGUUUUGUAGUAACUGCUUCUAAUUUAGCAGUGUCCUGUUUCUCCACUAACUAUUUUUUCAGAUUAGAAAUUAUACUUUUAACAAAGCCUUUGAGAAUAAUAUCUAAUAGUGAAAACAAGGUCUAUCUUGACACUGAAAAGUAGGAAUGCUGUUCAGUGCAAAGUGUACCUUUUUAUCAACUGCUUUUAAGCUGCACAUUUUUGUGUCAAAGCACUGCAAUUUUCUUUUUCUACAUUGUUUUAUUAGUUCACAUUUUUAAAUGUUAUUUUGUAUGACAUUUUAGCACUUUUGUACUAUUUUCAACUGCUGGUAUCAGUGUUGCACAAUUUUUCUGUACUGUGAGUUUAAUCUUUUGAAAGCUAUGCUCUAAUUAGUUCAGUAUUCCACUGUGAUGUAAUAAAUUAAAGAACUCAUGCUAUUUUAAAGUUGCAGAUAUUGAAAUUGUUUUGUCAUGUUAUUUCCUCUAGUAUUGUAUUAUGAGAAAUAUCAUUUUAAGUGAAAUAAAAAUGGCGUAUAAUG
Messenger RNA from Protopterus annectens (West African lungfish), 4090 nucleotides. It is a transcript of the gene KCNG2, whose product is annotated as potassium voltage-gated channel modifier subfamily G member 2. Gene Ontology annotation, molecular function: voltage-gated potassium channel activity; protein binding. Gene Ontology annotation, cellular component: membrane; voltage-gated potassium channel complex. The transcript is spliced from 2 exons. The record is from RefSeq and is a predicted model, not a curated record. Bases 76 to 1590 code for a protein of 504 amino acids. Gene Ontology annotation, biological process: protein homooligomerization; potassium ion transmembrane transport. NCBI's taxonomy places the organism in Eukaryota, Metazoa, Chordata, Ceratodontiformes, Protopteridae.